AUAUUUCUAUUACUAAUUAAAGUAGCUAUCAACUUUAUCCAAUUAACAAACAACUUUAACUAAUCCCUUUAGCCAAUCGCUUCGCUCUGUUUGUACCUCACAGCUCGCCGUAGGUAACCAGGAAGUAGCGCCGUAACCAAGUGGAACGCUUGUCUUUUGGUUUUUUGUUGCGCGUCCGCUGUCGUUAACGGCUUUCCUCUUAACUACACUUUUGUUUUCAUAUUAAUCAUUUGAAUCAGCAGAGCGUCAGAAGUUAAACGCCUCAGUGCGCUAAAUCCAGCUUUCAACGUCAAGGUCUAUCAUAAAGGUCUGGUAAGAAAAAACGCUUCGGAGCUAAACUCUGCCACCGCGGACGGAUCCAUGGCUCUCCCGACGCUGUCGGCGCGCUGGCCGGGUCGAGUGCGGGAUCUGGAGAGGCAGCUGGUGCGGCAGCGGGAGCAGGAGGCUCGCUGGAGGCAGCAGUGGGAGCUGCACUCACAGUACUUCAGAGAGCAGGAUGUCCGCAGCAGCAAACAGGCGCAGUGGAGCUCACGGCAGUCCUUCCAGCGCAGUAUGUCAGCAUUUCAGCGGGAGCGAAUGAAGGAGGAGAAGCAGCAGAAACUGCAGGAACGCAGGGAGCGUCUGAGGAUAAUGCUCCAGGAAGAGAGAGACCAGUUGGAGGCCGAGCUCAGAAAUGUUCGUCCAGACAGAGCCACACUGUCCAGACAGUUGGUAGAAAAAACAGAUGCCCUUCGGUCUGCCAGAGAAGAGAGGAGGAAAAAUCUUGCACAGGAGCUGCUGAGGGAACACUGGAAGCAGAACAACCCAGAACUGCGGAAGGUGGAGACAGAGUUGCACAAAGAUCACAUUGUGAGCCAAUGGCAGGUUCAACAGCAGGAGAGAAAACAGGCUGAUGAGAAAACUCAGGAGGAGAAACAGCGUUUUGAGAAUGAGUAUGAGAGGACAAGACGAGAGGCUCUGGAGAGAAUGAAAGAAGAAGAGGAGAAGAGAAGACAAGAGGAAAAGAAGCGAGCUGAAGACCUCCGUAAACAGAUGGACGAGCUCAAGCUACGGGAACAGGAAGCUGAGCGUCUUAAGCAGGAACAGGAAGCUCUAAUGUCUCAACGCUGGGAGCUUGAGAAGCUAGAGGAUGAGAGGAAGAGGAUGGAGGAAAGCAGGAGGAAAACUGAAUUUGGGCAUUUCCUGACUCGUCAAUACCGUGCUCAGCUGAAAAGGAGAGCACAGCAGGUGCAGAAGGAACUGGAGGCAGACCGCAAGAUCCUGGCAGCGCUGCUGGAGGGAGAAGUGGAGGAGAAGAGACUGGACAAAGCCAGGAGAGAGAGAGCCGUCGCCGACGCCGCCUGGAUGAAGAGAGUCAUAGAGGAGCAGCUCCAGCUGGAGAGGGAGAGGGAGGCAGAGUUUGAUAUUUUAUAUCGGGAGGAAGCGCAGCGUGUUUGGGAGAAGAGAGAGGCAGAGUGGGAGAAGGAGAGGAGAGCCAGAGAGAGACUCAUGCGGGAGGUCCUGACAGGACGUCAGCAGCAGCUGGAGGAACAAAUGAAGGAGAACAGGCUGGCAAGGGAGGAGUCUCUGCAGAGGAGAGAAGAGCUCAUCCAGCAGCUGGAGCACGAGAGAGUCAGUCGACGGCAGGAGAGGGAGCAGCAGGAGGGAGCCCGCACCGCUCGCACGCAGGAGAUCAAUGCACAGGUGGAGCAGAGGCGCAGGGAACAGUGGGAGGAGCAGCGACGACAAGAGCAAGAAGAACUACAAGAGAGGGAGGAGCUUAGACAGCAGGAGGAGGAGCUUCAUCUUGAGACAGAGAGAAUGAUUCGACAGGGCUACAAGGAGAGAAUUCACAGCAGACCCCGGUCAGCAUGGACAUGAGAGCGCUUCACAGGAAGAGUCUUUGUGCCACAUCCCCUAUCAGAUGCUAGUAUUUUCUAGCACUAUUUUUCAUUCAGAAUCGGGGAUAUCUAUGUCCAUGUUGAUCUCGGCCACUUUGUGCUUAAAUGAGAACCAGGUUCCCCCUCAGAGAUGCUUUAUAUAUAUGUUAAUGAUUUACAUUAUGGCUUCGAUAAAUGAUUGUAUAGGUAAGUUCUCAAUCUUAAAUUUCCAUUGCACUAGUGCUGAGGUUUGCAUGAAGGUCUGGUUUUAUAUGUUGACUGAUUUGUAUAGAUGAAUUUCAAUGAUGACACGUUUUUCAAUAA
Onychostoma macrolepis is the source of this 2183-nucleotide messenger RNA. RefSeq names its product trichoplein, keratin filament binding (gene tchp). Lineage: Eukaryota; Metazoa; Chordata; Actinopteri; Cypriniformes; Cyprinidae. The record is from RefSeq and is a predicted model, not a curated record. Bases 361 to 1860 code for a protein of 499 amino acids. Gene Ontology annotation, cellular component: keratin filament. Gene Ontology annotation, biological process: apoptotic process. The transcript is spliced from 13 exons.